AGCCAAGAAGGUCCUCAACACAACAGGCAUGAAACUUUAAGUGAAAACGAAAGGUUCAAAUUUUUUGUAGGUAGCUACAUUUAUCUAUUUUACUGCACAACUGUUUAUUUUUGCGUUUGUUCGCCGGACAUCACCAUGUUCAUCUCUUCAGAAGACGCACCGCCCGUCUUAAAGAAUUUCACCCUCGUCAUGCCAGCAGUGGCUGUCGGUAAUGUGGGUCAACUGGCAGUCGACCUCAUUGUUUCCACUCUCAACAUGAGUAGAGUGGGCUACAUACACACAGACUGUCUCAUCCCGAUGGCAGGGAACAACCCAUACACCACCUGCAAAGAGGACGCUGAGGUGCUGCACACUCCUGCAGAAGUUUACACUUCAGCAGAACUGAAGCUGGCAGUUCUUCAGAUCAGAGCACCAAUUAUUCAGACAAAGUCCAAAAAGUUCCGUCAGCAGCUCGUGUCUUGGAUCAAAGCCAGUGGCUUUUCCAGGAUAGUGGUUCUGUCCAGCAGCCAUGCAUAUCAGAGGGACGACCAGCAGCUGCAAGGCACUCCUCUGAGGUACCUGGUCACCCCGUCUCUGCUAAAGAUGAGUGCAGAUGCUCUGAAGGAGCUGGGAUGGAGGGAGAUGGAGCAACUGCCGGCUUUUCCUGAACUAACAGACGCCAAUGCAAAGCCUUGGCUCUACAUACCAGGAGCAGGCAUCACCAAAGGACUAUACACAGACAGUUGCAAAGAGGAUCUCCCGCUAGCGGUGCUGCUGCUCUUCUGCUCAGAAGGCGACAACAUCCCAGAUGCCUUCACCCUCGUCAACCAUCUCAACGACUGGCUCCAUCUGCUGGACAACCAGAGCCAAGAGCCUAACAGCAAGUGGAAGAUUCCUGCUUCCUGGAAUCUCCUGUUUGGAAGUGGCAUCCCUCCUGCACUGUUCUGAUUCACAUUUCUGUUGUUUUUUUUAUUUUAUUUUGAUGCUAUAAAUAGUUUGUGAUACAUACAAUUUAAAAAAUACUUUAAAGCAACAAAUGUUCAGUCUAAAUAAAAACUUAUAUUCAGACAGCUUCAUGUUGAAUUAACCAGGUCAGGAUAUGAAAUGUGGUCGUAUAAGCCCCUCACAAUAACAAUCUCCAUUCUUCCUGUUUUUCACAUUUAUCUUCACAUGUGCCAUGAUUACAGGAAUUGACCUCCUAAACAAGCACUUCUGAUGUACUAUAUUAUAGUAUUUGAAUAUUUUCCAAUAAAAGAUUGUCAUGGGAAUUCA
Melanotaenia boesemani (Boeseman's rainbowfish) is the source of this 1251-nucleotide messenger RNA. It is a transcript of the gene psmg2, whose product is annotated as proteasome (prosome, macropain) assembly chaperone 2. NCBI's taxonomy places the organism in Eukaryota, Metazoa, Chordata, Actinopteri, Atheriniformes, Melanotaeniidae. The transcript has 7 exons. The record is from RefSeq and is a predicted model, not a curated record. Gene Ontology annotation, biological process: proteasome assembly. The coding region runs from base 136 to 927 and encodes 263 amino acids. Gene Ontology annotation, cellular component: nucleus; cytosol.